Molecule: messenger RNA, 429 nt
Organism: Rhipicephalus microplus (southern cattle tick)
Lineage: Eukaryota; Metazoa; Arthropoda; Arachnida; Ixodida; Ixodidae
Source: RefSeq, a predicted model, not a curated record
GUAUACUAUGCGCUUCUGUGAGUUGACCAUGAUUCAUAAAUCGGUCCUGCUUGCGCUUUUUACAUUCGCACUUGGCUAUGGCUUUGCUACCAAAAACGCUAAAGUCAAUCUUACUGCGUUUGAAUUUGAGUGCAACAAAAGCGUUCACUGUAUGUAUCCUGAUGCAUGCUGGAACUGCCCUCCAAAUAUCACGCUUGGUUACAUAAGAAAGCCCAUGUUCUACUACAACAUCAGCACUAAUACGUGCAUAGAAGAUAUAGGGGAGAGCCCCAGCUGCAACAGCUUCGAAGAUUAUGAUGAUUGCCUAUUCUAUUGCGGAUUGUACUAUUAUGAUGAAUACGUGGAAGUGGAUAGAAAAUAACGUUUAUCUGCACUUUUUAGAAUAAGUUUAGUAUCACCUCCGUAUAAUAAAAAAGUCUAAUAUAGCCU